GUAAAACAUCAAACACCUUCCCUUCAUUUUCUCCCAAUUUCAAUCCCUUGAAUUUCAAUUUCUUUGAAUUCAGUUGUCGGGUUUGGAGGAAGUGAUAUGCAUCUGUAUAAUGCAUGGUUGCCGCCGCCGGUGGCGGAGGAGACGAAGAAGGAAGGGGAGGCCUUCUCCCGCGUCGUGAGCUCCAUGCGGAGCUCGUACAAACCCGAAGAUCCUGAUUCCGUCUACGCCACUCUCAAAUGGAUUUCCGUCCUCGACGUUUUCCUGAAGGCGAAGAGCGACGUGGCCUUGGAAGAUGUCACCGCCGUCGUGGAAAUUGGGCUGGAGCUGUUUGGUGUCUCGCAGGACAAGCUUUAUGUUCAGGUAAGAUGGGGAAAUAUUUUGGUGAGAGUGCUUAAUAAGUAUAGGAAGAAGUUGACGCUGAAAGUACAAUGGCGCCCUUUGUACGAUACUCUGGUUCACACUCAUUUCUCAAGGAGUACUGGUCCAGAAGGGUGGAGGGUGAGGCAGCGACACUUCGAGGCCAUCACUUCGCUUGUUAGAUCAUGCAGGAGGUUCUUUCCUGCUGGUUCAGCCUCUGAGAUUUGGUCUGAAUUUAGUUCUCUAAUGGAAAAUCCGUGGCAUAAUUCAUCCUUCGAAGGAUCUGGGUUUGUACGACUGUUCCUUCCAACAAAUUUGGAAAACCAGGAUUUUUAUACCAAUGAUUGGGUGAGAAAGACUAUGGAGCUGUGGGAAUCUAUACCAAAUUGCCAGUUCUGGAACAGUCAGUGGUCGGCCGUUAUAGCUCGGGUCAUAAAAAACUAUGACUUUGUUGAUUGGGAAUGCUUCUUACCUGUACUAUUCACUCGAUAUUUAAACAUGUUUGAGGUUCCAGUGGCAAAUGGAAGUGGAUCAUACCCCUUCCUUGUUGAUGUCCCUAGAAAUACAAGUUCUUAUUUUCAAAUAGAACACUGACCCCAACAAAAGCUAUUGUUAAAUCAAUUGUCUAUCUACUAAAGCCUGGUAGUUCAACAGGAAAGCACUUAGAGAAAUUGGUCGACCUCUUAGAACAGAUUGUUAACUGCACUGUCAAGUCACCAAUGCCAUCUCUAACCUGUGGAUUUGUUGGUUCUUAGUUCAUUGUUGUCUCUUUGUAGGUAUUACCACCCAUCUAAUGGUGGCCAGUGGACUUAUUCAUUGGAGUGGUUCUAUAUUCUCUAAUAUUUCUACUUUGGAUUAUAGCAUGGAUGACUCAUCCUUCGUGCCAAUGAUUCAGAUGUCUGAGUGGUUAGAUGAGUUCUUGUGUAGGCUGUUCUCCUUACUUCAGCAUUUGGAACCUAGCAGUGUCAUUGUCAGAGAACAAUUAAUUACAUGUCUGCGGGAGUGAAGGUUCACAUUCGGCAGCAACAUCAGGGACAUUUUUAGUUGAGGAUGGUCCUUAUUACUAUUGUAUGCUUGAAAUCUUGCUUGGAAGGCUUUCAAAAUCGCUGUACAAUCAAGCAUUGAAGAAAAUUGCAAAGUUUGUAAGGACAAAUAUUCUUCCUGCUGCAAUUGCUGAGGUUGGCUUGCUUUGCUGUGCAUGUGUUCAUACGAACCCUGAGGAGGCCGUUUCUGCUCUUGUUGAACCUAUGUUGUCUGCUGUUAUAUCUUCCUUGAAAGGGACGCCAGCAACUGGAUUUGGUGGAAGAGGAGUCCUUGAGACCUCAGUUUUGUCGAAGGCAAAGCCAACAUUGUCUCCAGCUCUUGAAACAUCAAUUGAUUGUCAAUUGAAAAUACUGUCAGUGGCAAUCAAUUAUGGAGGCCCUGUCCUUCUUCGUUACAUUAUCAAUUCUUAGAAGCUGUAGCAUCUGCCUUCGAAUCUCCCUCCUGGAAGGUUAAUGGAGCUGGUGAUCAUCUUCUUAGGUUCCUCAUAGGAAUCCUAGUCCUUUACUACCCUGUUGAUCAGUACAGGUGCAUUUUAAGUCACCCUGCUGCUAGGGCAUUGGAAGAGUGGAUUGGCACAAAAGAUUAUGGCGAUGAGGACCCAUCCAUCGCGCCCAAAUGGCAUGUUCCAAACGACACAGAAGUUCAAUUUGCAAAUGAGCUUCUGAACCUACAUUUGCAGUCAGCUUUAGAUGAUCUAAUGAGGAUUUGCCAAGAUCGAAUCCAUUCCGAUCCAGGCAAUGAGAAAUUGCACCUGAAAGUGACUCUUUUGCGGAUCGACUCUUCACUGCAAGGUGUUUUGUCUUGCUUACCUGAUUUCAGCCCAGCCUCCAGAAAUGGGAUUGUCAACGAUCCGUCUUACAUUCCUUUCCUGAUAGCUGGAGCAACAGGUACAACUGUUGGCAGCUCUGAACUGCGCGAAAAUGCUGCUGAAAUUGUACAUUAUGCUUGCAAAUAUCUUUUAGAGGAAAAAUCAGAUGAUAGCAUCUUAUUUGUACUCAUAGUGCGGAUAAUCGAUGCUUUGAUAAACUACGGAAGUCUGGAGUUUGAUGAAUGGUCAAAUCACUGGCAGGCUAGGAAGUUGGAAUCUUCUACUAUUAUAGAACCUCCCAUAAAUUUUAUAGUUUCGUCUCAUUCAAAAGGGGGGAAAAGGUCAGUUGGUUGUAUUUACUUGAUAACUAUCUUAUUGAUAGGAAUAUUGAAUAUUGAAUUUAUUUUUCUAUGUCAGGCUUCGAUGGGCUCUUAUUGACAAGGCUUACAUGCAUAAUACAUGGAGAACAUCGCAAUCAGUGAGAGUGAGACGCCCUUAGGGUAAGGUGGAACGGGACACUUUAUUCCUUCUCACAUUUGAUGGAAAGAGCGAUUCUCCUCAUUUAUCAGGGAAGUGAAAACUAACGCUUGCAUGUCUCAGAGAGGGAAUUGGGGUCUCUAAAAACCUCCUUGUUGCAGAUUUCCGAAGACUAUAAUUGAGUCGGAAGACUUCAGAAAGUGGAAAAGAAAGACAUGGGAUCAUGCUUUAUCUUCUCGUAUACUACGCUUGGCAAUAGGACCGCCCGGUCAAGAAUGAGAGAAGUGACCUACCAUCUUUUCCACACUCGUAUGGAGGGUAGCACAGCGUCACUUCAGUCAGCACAUUUUUGUUCUCCCUCCGAUGGCAGGAUGCUAAAGCUAACUCCGGAAACGUAUCACGAAACACUUGGUAAAAUUUUUCCUUAGUGUACUUUCCAGGAGGGAGGGCUACAUUGCUUCCUAUCCUGUAAGUCUUCAUCCAUUCUGCAAUUGCCGCCCCAUACUUAUAUGUGUCUCGUGAAGUGCAAGUGUCGUGUCUGUAAAAUUCAUCCAGAAUUCAGGUUGUUGUCCUGGCGGGAAGGAAAUCCCCACCCAAACCUUAUCCCAUUCUUCUGACAUUCCCGAAGUAACCUAUAUGCAGUUGCAAAGCAUAAUACAACACUUAAUAGGGGGUGCGAGACAAGGGCAAAACUCAUACAAGCAAACCGAGAGGGUAAGAGAAAUACUUACAAGGGUCUCGUAGUCAUACAAACUUCUCUGCCUUCCAUUACCUGCAUCACCGUGGCAAUAUUCCACACUUCCUCCAUUUUCAUCAACAGCCCAGAUUCCAUGGGCAACCCAAUCGUCCCCUAUAAGCUCUGGUUGACAUCUAAAACGGGGGUUGGAACAGUAGCCUAGCGGAUGUGUUUGCACAAGAAGCUCGUGGAGAAGAGUCGGUUGCUGUCGCUGUGGUAUUGGAGCAACUUGGACCCUUGCCGCAAAGACCAUCAUGGCACCGAUGAUGAGACAACACAGGAAGACCUUAGUUGUGGAAUAAGAGAGCUAAUAGAGGACGAUGAACUAACGAUUUUUGAUAUUCGGAAGUUUAAGCAACUGUGUUCAUCAAUUUUUGAUGUUCGGAAGUUUAAGUCAAUCCAUAGACGCAAGUUUAAAUAUGAGGUAAUGGAAGGCAGAGAAGUUUGUAUGACUAUGGGACCCUUGUUACUUUGGGAAUGUCAGAAGAAUGGGAUAAGGUUUGAGUGGGGAUUUCCGUCCCGCCAGGACAACAACCUGAAUUCUGGAACCAUGAAUUUUACCGCCACGACACUUGCACUUCACGAGACACAUAUACGCAUUGGGCGGCAAUUGCAGAAUGGGUGGAGACUUACAGGAUAG
Linum tenue is the source of this 4062-nucleotide messenger RNA. NCBI's taxonomy places the organism in Eukaryota, Viridiplantae, Streptophyta, Magnoliopsida, Malpighiales, Linaceae. The record is from the annotation of a GenBank genome assembly.